Molecule: messenger RNA, 1419 nt
Organism: Perca fluviatilis (European perch)
Lineage: Eukaryota; Metazoa; Chordata; Actinopteri; Perciformes; Percidae
Exons: 6
Coding region: 145-1266 (373 amino acids)
Source: RefSeq, a predicted model, not a curated record
CGAAGUGCAGUUCAGACAUGUUCAGACAUGUACACACAUGUACGCGCACACUCAAACUACAGUGUCACGCGAUAAUGCGUCAGUUUUAAAUGACUCAGUUUCACUUCAGUUUUCACUUGGACAGGCUUUAACUUUACAGUCGACAUGAGGAAGCAGCUCUCAGCAGCAGACCAGAACCAGAACCAGAACCCCGUCAUCCCAAAGGUCCGAUACCACCCGAGCAUCCAGACCCCCCACACACCCAGACCCAGAGAGACCCAGAGGCCCGGACCGGCCACCGUGGGCCCCCCAAAGACUGGACCCACCGUGGGCCCCACUCAGACUGGAACCAGAGUGCGCCCCCCUAAGACUGGACCCAGCGUGGGACCCCCUAAGACUGGAACCAGAGUGGGACCCCCUAAGCCUGGGCCUGGACCGGCUCGGGUGGAUCCAGCCCGCCCUGACGGAGAUGCCGAUGCGGGCCCAGACCGGGCCUCCCUGAGCCCGGACCAGGUUCCUCUGGGUCUGGGUCUGCAGGUGGACCACCAGGUGGUGCAGCAGGUGGAGAUUCUUACCCGCGGACAGAGCAGCAACCAGGACUGGUUCACCUGGAGGAAGAACCGCAUCACGGCCUCAGUGGCUCACCGCAUCGCUCACUGCCGCUUCGUCAACGGCAAGAGCAAGGCCCCGCCCCCUUCCUACCUGGCUGCUGUCACAGGUGAGGGGCGGCACAUCCAGACCAGAGCCAUGUCCUGGGGGGUCAACAUGGAGGCCAAGGCGGUCCGCAGGUAUCAGGAGAUGAAGAGCGUGGCGCUGGGCCGGUCCGUCACCGUGCAGUCCUGCGGUUUGUUCCUGGACGAGCGGCGCCCCUGGUUGGCUGGGAGUCCCGACGGCAUCGUGACGGACAGCCACACCGGCCAAUGGCUGCUCUGCCUGGAGGUCAAGUGUCCGUACAAACACCGGCAGCGUACGGUGGAGGAGGCCUGCAGGCAGGACCCGGCCUUCUGUCUGGAGAUCACCCACCAUACGCCCCCGGCGGCGUCCCCCCCGGCGUACCGUCUGAAGACGUCCCACAGCUACUACACCCAGAUCCAGGUGCAGCUGGCGGUGACGGGGCUGCGUGACGCUGACCUCGCCGUGUUCACGCUGAAGGAGCUCGCCAUCGUCCCCGUGACCUUUGACCCCGCCCUGUGGGACGCCACGCUGUCCAAGCUGGAGACGUUCUACAGAGACGCCGUGCUGCCCCACCUGAGACAGGACUCGCAGCAGCAGGCGCCAGAGCUGUAGAGACAUUACCCACAAUGCAGCUGGGUGUAGAUACAGGCGUGUCAGAGAUAUAGAUCAGAGUGGAAGGGUUAGGGGUCCUUCCUCUAGAAAAUUUUACGUUCUAUAUUUUUUUAAACACACAGAGACGCACACACACACACACACACACACACA